Messenger RNA from Paecilomyces variotii, 1842 nucleotides. Its product is annotated as leukotriene A-4 hydrolase. The coding region runs from base 1 to 1842 and encodes 613 amino acids. The record is from RefSeq and is a predicted model, not a curated record. Gene Ontology annotation, molecular function: metallopeptidase activity; epoxide hydrolase activity; zinc ion binding. Gene Ontology annotation, cellular component: cytosol. Lineage: Eukaryota; Fungi; Ascomycota; Eurotiomycetes; Eurotiales; Thermoascaceae. Gene Ontology annotation, biological process: proteolysis. The transcript is spliced from 10 exons.
AUGGCGACCACGAUCAACCCCCCGCGUGAUCCUAACACGCUCAGCAAUUAUAACAAUUGGCUCUCGACCCAUAUCACUGCCAAUUUUGAUAUCCUGUUCGAUCAAAAGAAAGUUGCGGGAAACGUUGUGCACCAGCUCAAGUCCAGGACCAAUUCCGAGUCCAGAGAGAUUAUCUUUGACACCAGUUAUCUGGAGAUCGGCGACGUCAAGGUAGAUGGGGAACCGGCAAAAUGGGAACUGCUUCCCGCUUUAGGACCAUAUGGGAAUGGUCUGAAGAUCGAACUUGCCAAGGGUGUCGAGCUGAACAAGAGCGUCGAAGUUGGCAUUUCGGUCAAGACGACGGAAAAAUGUACUGCGCUCCAGUGGUUGACACCGGCACAGACAUCAAAUGGACGCCAUCCUUACAUGUUUUCCCAAUGCCAGGCAAUCCAUGCCCGGUCCAUCUUCCCGUGUCAGGAUACGCCGGAUGUCAAGGCUACGAUUGAAUUCAACAUCACGUCGCCGUAUCCCGUAAUUGCUAGUGGCUUGCCGGUUGGACAACCUGUUCCUGCCGACAAGCCUGGUCACCAGAAGUACCAAUUCAAACAGAACGUGCCGAUUCCAAGCUAUCUCUUUGCUUUGGCAAGUGGAGAUAUCGCUGAGGCUCGAAUUGGGCCUAGAAGUGUGGUGGCAACCAGUCCGGACAAGUUGGACGAAUGCAAAUGGGAGCUGGAGGCAGACACGGAGAAAUUCAUCAAUGCUAUCGAGAAAAUCGUGUACCCAUAUGCUUGGGGAGAGUACAACGUGCUUGUACUACCGCCAAGCUUCCCGUAUGGUGGCAUGGAGAACCCGAUUUUCACCUUCGCAACGCCCAGCAUCAUCUCUAAGGAUCGGGAAAACAUUGAUGUCAUCGCCCACGAACUCGCGCACAGUUGGAGUGGUAACCUGGUUACCAACGCUUCAUGGGAACAUUUCUGGCUGAACGAGGGAUGGACAGUCUACCUUGAACGACGAAUUUUGGCUGCACUGCACGGUGAAAAAUACCGACACUUUUCGUCCAUUAUCGGGUGGAAGGCACUGACGGACUCUGUCAAUCACUUUGGCUCUGACCACGAAUUUACCAAGCUCGUCGUCGAUCUCAAGGGCAAGGAUCCCGAUGAUGCAUUCUCCAGCAUCCCAUACGAAAAGGGCUUCAACUUCCUGUUCCACCUCGAGAAUCUGGUUGGAAAACCCAAGUUCGACAAGUUCAUCCCCCAUUACUUCACGCUUUUCAAGGAGAAAUCUGUGGACUCCUAUGAAUUCAAAGCCACUAUUCUAGAAUUCUUUGCCAACGAUGCUGAAGCAUCCAAACUGCUGAAUGAUCUUGACUGGGACAGCUGGUUCUACUCACCCGGACUUCCGCCUAAGCCGGACUUCGACACAACCCUCGUCGAUGUGGCAUAUAAACUGGCCGAGAAGUGGAAAGAUGAAUCCUUUGAGCCAAAAGAAUCUGAUGUUAAGGAUCUCAUGGCCAACCAGGUCGUCGUAUUCCUUGACCAGAUUCUGCAGUUUGAGAAACCCUUGUCGCCUAGCCAGUCCAAACGGAUGGGCGAGGCCUACGGUUUCGCGAAGAGCGAGAACAUCGAGGUCACGAACCUGUACUUCCAGGUGGGUCUCAAGGCAGGAGAUGAGAGCGUCGUCGAACCGACAAGAUCGCUCCUGGGAAGAAUCGGACGAAUGAAGUUUGUGCGACCACUGUACCGAAACCUGGCGAAAUUCAAUCGUGACAUUGCCAUCCAGACUUUCGAGGGACUCAAGGAUUUCUACCACCCUAUCUGUCGCGGAAUGGUGGAGAAAGACCUCUUCGGGCAAAAAGGUAACUAG